CCAAGGUCGCUCCUCUCCUCUCCGGAGCAGCGCGCAGGGCAGGUCACUAUCUGCCGGGAGAGAGAGGUGAUGUCCCGACAGGCAGCACCGGGAUCAGACCGCUGGGACAAUAUGAGUGGAUGUUAAGUUUCUGUGGCGCGUUCAAGGCGCAACAAGCUCGUGUUAUGUUCGGACUGAGCGCAACCAAAGUGGGAGCCGAUGAACAGCGACGGGAGCGCGGAGGAUGCGUUUCUCUCACCGCAUAUAGAGCUGGUUAUGUUUUAAAUCAACUUCAAAUGUAGCGAGGGACUACUUUCUUCUCCUUCACACAAACAGAAACUUUUUUUUUUUUUUUUGACUCGGACCGGAGAUGGAGCCGGAGGAGGGUAAGAUCUCCGUUUGGGUCUGCCGGGAGGAGAAGCUCGUCUCCGGGCUGACCAAGCGGACCACCUGCGGGGACGUUGUCAAAGUCCUGCUGGAGGACCAGAACCUGCAGCAGGGCGCCUCGGCAGCGAUGCUGUCCGGCUCCCCGCAGUCCUACUGCGUGGUGGAGAAAUGGAGGGGCUUCGAGAGGAUUCUGCCCAACAAGACCAAAGUCCUCCGGCUGUGGGGCGCCUGGGGGGACGAGCAGGAGAACGUGCGCUUCGUCCUGGUCAAGAACGAGGCGUCGCUGCCCAACAACGGGCCCCGCAGCGCCGAGGCCCGGGUGGUCCAGAGCCGGGAGAGCGGUGGCCCGGGCGGCGGGCUGCGGGGCACAGCCAAGACCUGCUGGACCGCCGCGGCCACCGCAGCCAACCUGUCCCAGGAGAAACAGAGACGCAUAGUCAGGAAGGCUUUCAGGAAGUUGGACAAGAUGAACAAAAAGAAAGAGCAGACUGUUUCUAAGGACAAGGGCUCCGCGGAGAAGAUGGAGACGCUGGUUCACCUGGUGAUCUCCCAGGACCACACCAUCCGCCAGCAGGUCCAGAGGAUCAAGGAGCUGGACCGGGAGAUCGAGCGGUACGAGGCCAAGGUGCACUUCGACCGCAUCAAGAGACACGGGGUGAACUAUGUGCAGGACACAUACAUGGUGGACUCUUCCUCCUCCUCAUCCUCCUCGGAGGCUCCGGCUUCCUCGGACUGUAAGCGGCAGGACGCGCGGUGCACGGCGGAGUCGGUAGCACAGUUCGAGGAGUACGCGCGCCGCUGCGAGGAGGUGGUGCGGCUGCAGGAGGAGCUGACAGAGCGCGAGGCGCUCGUGGACAGCAUCACCGGGGAGAUCCAGGAGGAGCUCAACCGGCGGUGGAUGAAGCGGCGGCGCGGCGAGAGGGGAGCGGACUCAGCGAAGGACGCGGGCGGCGUAGCGGAGGAGCCAGAUGUGGACAGCUUGUCCGAGGACGAGUUCGCUCUGGAGGAGGAGAGGAUCAAGACGCAGCUGGACACCAGCCUGUACAUCGGCCUGCGGCUGAAGACGGACAUGGACGCCAUCAGGGGGGACUUGGACCUGAGCAUGGCCCUCUGGGAGACCAGGGAGAGUGAACUUCUGGACCUGCUGGCCAAAGUGGAGACCAUGGAGAUAGAGCAGGUGGACAGUGCACUGACUGGGGAUGGCGAGGCGGAGCCAGGCGCGGCAGGCGCCAAGGCCGAGCCGGCGUCGGUGGAGAAGAGCAGCGUCUGGGUGGAGCAGGCCAGGGGUCUGUCCAAGGCCUGCAGCACAAACGACGAGGACUCGGACACGGGUCUGAGCUCCAUGCACAGCCAGGACUCUGACAACCCACCUGUGUGCGAGUCACUUGUGUAGAUUCGCUUUUAUUUGCAAGUGUUGGACUUUUUAUGCAAUGGAGAGCCACAAACUCAGGGGCAGAGAGAGUCAGUGUUGGCAAUACAGGGGAGAUUUGUUCCUCCCUACCCACAAUGCACCACAGCACGGACACUGUAAUUCUAUAGCAAUAAUUCCUAUAUGUAGUUGCACAAUAAGCUAGGAGGGACGGCAUGCUUGGAGAGGUUUUGUAGGCCGUGUUUCUCCAUUGCUGACCUUUGACCUCCACAAGGAGAGUCAACAGAAAUACCACUAAUUAAGAGAAAUAGCUAGAGCGUUAUGAUAAACCACUUAUAAUCUGUAGUCUGCAGCGAGAAAACUAACUUUAGAGUAAACUCUAUCACAGGUUUACAAAGAGUUAAUGACAGCUUGCUUUUUUUUUGUCAGGAUACAGUCUGAUUUUCUGCUGAAGCCACUGAAAGGUAUACAGCUGAGUGUUGUACUCUGUGAACGGUCCUUUAAAAGGUCAUCAUCAAGUGCACCUUAAUGCACCGCAAACAUGCUUUGAAAGCUCUUUUUCAGUCGAACAAAUGCAAAAGUUUACCGCAGCCUCUUCAGAAUCAGAUUUAUAGCCGGUCAAAUACCAGAGCUACUGCUAUUCGUUUUUGGAAAACACUUUGUGGAUUGCCCUGCGACCCUUAACUGGAUAAGCAGGUUACGGAAAAUGGAUGGAUGGAUGGACUUUGUGGAUUGGCGUUGAAACACUGAUUCUUAUCCUGCGGGCUAAGCAGAGCAGAUCGCUUUGGCGUUGUCCUCAGUGUGAAUAGUGUCCAUCUUUAAAGCACAAAAAGCCCUAUUUAUUUAAUGUUAAGAGCUGAGUCAUCUGAAAAACAUCUGAUGCUUACUUUUUGUCAUCUCAGCUGUUUCAUUAUGCCAUUUCAUUGUUGUUUUAAAGCAGUGGUCCUCAACUUUUUUGGGGCUUUUGGCCCUUUAAAACAAAACAGACCCCUCAUCAGAAGUUACGUAUCUCUAUGAGCUGUGAAUAUUUCAAGCAAGCAAAGACUAAUUUAUUGAUCAGAUUGUUUAAAUUGAAUAACUAUAGAGACAAAAAAAUGAAUAUCCUAAAACAUUUUUUCAUCAUCACACAAUUCUUCAGAUUUAUAUUUUGACUGCCUUCCAGAGGUUACAAACUCAAAGUUGGAAACCACUGGUUUAAAGCAGGUAAUAAGUAAAUUCAGCGCGUUAUCCUCCUGGUGAAACAGCUGUGUUUAAAGGGACACUCCAGCUAUUUAGUGUUUCACUCCCAUAAAUGUGAAGUACUCACAAGAGACAUAUUAAAAAAAGAAUGGUUGAAAUUGAAGCAGCGCAGACUGAGAUAUCUUGAUUUUUAGUUCCUAUUAAGGUUUCAAGCCCCCCAAAACACCGGUUUCUACAUUUCUCAUAAUGCAACUGUAUCUUUAAUUAGUCCCAGGGCUUUCUGUUAAAAAUGUUAAAUCUGAAGUCAAGGCUUUAGGUGAACAUGAGAUAACUCUGGUGAUGUUUCAAACUUUGGAGAGCUGUUUUACUCAUGACAAGUAAACAAAACAUCAGUUUGGAGGUUCUGAUGGUGGCUUUUUUCCCCCAAAAAGCAUCUUACUUAACCGUAAUCAAUGAGCAGAAAAGAAAAGCUUCUUGUUCACAUAAAGUUCAAAACAAGGAAUUACUUCCUCUAUAAGAAGGGAGGCUUUCUCCGAUUGUUCAAGUGAUUGUGUAAGAAAAACAAACACAUCUACAGAUAACAGAUUAUAUCUUUCUCGUUUGAUUAACAAAUGUGUUUAACAAUAUAUGGGGAGACAGGAAGUCCAGAAACAUAUCGAUUACCAUUGGACAGCAUGUGUUUUUGGCCUCCUUGGCUUUUCAUACCUAACUCACUUGAUGAUUCAGUGUUUUAUCUAAGUCUAGUCCAUCUGUGAGUACAAACACCUGUAAGAUUGAAUUUUUAAGAUGCUUUCGGGAGAAAUGACCCCAUUUAUACAUCCCACAGUCCCUGUCUCUCUGAACACUGUGACAUUAAGGGGAACUAUUUUAAGCCUCAGUUCACUUUUACAUCCUGAAAAAAAAGUUAGCUUCCCGGUACACCCUUCCAGGAACAGAGCAGCAGAAAAUAAUAACAGAAGCUAGCAGAAAACAUUAUUUUCCAGAUUGUCCUUGAACUAAACCUCUCUGUGUUUUUGUCGGGCUGUUGUGAUGUCAAGUUUUAAAUGGUUGACUUUGUCUAACUGUAAAACGUUGAGAAUGAAUAACCUUGUAACACCUAGAAGACACUGAUGAUACCUGUAUCUGUGGAGUUAGCUGUUAGCUGUAUCCAAAUACCAAAAUGUGUUGCUAAUUUAUAUGUGUCUUGAUCAGGCACAGUUUUUGGGGCCUCUCGGUCCUCGACAUCCAGCCUGCUAGCUGGCUCUAGAUCAGCAUCUCUUGUGGGGGCCACAGCGAGAGUACUCAGACGCACUGUGGCUUCAUCGUAACGCCAGUCAGCACAUUAUCUCACAUGACUGUUAGUGUUGAAAU
This is a messenger RNA of Anoplopoma fimbria (sablefish), 4264 nucleotides long. RefSeq names its product Ras association domain family member 10a (gene rassf10a). The coding region runs from base 350 to 1759 and encodes 469 amino acids. The transcript has a single exon. The record is from RefSeq and is a predicted model, not a curated record. Gene Ontology annotation, biological process: signal transduction. NCBI's taxonomy places the organism in Eukaryota, Metazoa, Chordata, Actinopteri, Perciformes, Anoplopomatidae.